This is a messenger RNA of Drosophila ficusphila, 493 nucleotides long. Its product is annotated as rhodanese domain-containing protein CG4456. NCBI's taxonomy places the organism in Eukaryota, Metazoa, Arthropoda, Insecta, Diptera, Drosophilidae. The record is from RefSeq and is a predicted model, not a curated record. Gene Ontology annotation, molecular function: thiosulfate-cyanide sulfurtransferase activity. Gene Ontology annotation, cellular component: mitochondrion. The transcript has 3 exons. Bases 68 to 406 code for a protein of 112 amino acids.
CCUCAGAUAAGUUAGCUUUACCGGCUUAAAUUUUGUGUUUAUUAAAUUCGUUCCAAAAAUUGCUGAUAUGGCCACUUACGAAGAAGUCAAAGAUGUUACCAACCACCCGGAGAAGUACCUUUUCGACGUCCGCAACGAGUCGGAGCUGAAGGAAACUGGAGUUCUGCCGGCCAGCAUUAACAUUCCAUUGGCCGAUCUGGAGAAGGCUCUCAACCUACCGGAUGUGGACUUUGCUCAGACUUAUGGACGCGAAAAACCGGCCAUUGAUGCAGUCCUAAUCUUCUCUUGCAAAGCCGGAGGACGUGCAGCUCGAGCUGCUAAUUUGGCUUCCACCCUGGGUUUUACAAACGCUAAGGCUUAUGCCGGAUCCUGGACGGAGUGGCAGGCUAAGCAGUCUAAAAAUUAGUAAACAUGCGGUCUAUAAAAAUUUGAUAUAAAAUUCCUAAAAAAUUCGAAUUACUACAAUAAUAAAAACAAAUAAACUAGACCCUUA